Molecule: messenger RNA, 696 nt
Organism: Fusarium sp. VM40
Lineage: Eukaryota; Fungi; Ascomycota; Sordariomycetes; Hypocreales; Nectriaceae
Source: the annotation of a GenBank genome assembly
AUGCAUCUCAAUCUCUCACUCGUCGCUCUACUCGGUCAUCUUACGGCCCAUCUUACACUUGUCAAUGGUGCAAGCGUCGACCCUAUCCCUUACUUUGCUUUCUCAGAUAUUGGUACCUUCAAUCUAUCCAGCCUGAAUGCCUCCGAUGCGCGGAAUUCGGCCAUUCUUACUCGUCAGGAGGCUGAGCUUUUGCCCAAUCGAACCAGGCAGCUUCGACACGGCUCAUACCCUCGCAAGUUGGCCAAAGGGAAAGAAAUUCACUUCACCACUAAGGCCAAUGGUACUCAGCACGAUAUUACUUCCUUUCUACAUCACUUUCGUAUAUCUGGAGUCAUGAUUUCUUGCACAAAGUCUUUCAUCACUACCUCCUUCGGUAUCGCAAUCGCCCAGAAGAAGAUUUCUCUUGAUGAUCCCGUUUCGAAAUGGGUCCCCGAACUUGCCAAGUCUCCACGGGGGCAGGUCCACCUUCAACAGCUGAUUGACAUGACAUCUGGCGUUGUCGAGCCCAACUCUACCCAUAACCCAGACUUGUUUAACGACAUAUACCCGCGUACAAGUCCCGAUGCUGUCAUCAAGUGGUUCAAGACAUUCGACAAGAUGGCUGAACCUGGCAAGGUGUUCAACUACUACAACCCCAACUAUUAUGUUGCUUCGCUUUCGCUCACUCGAGCCAUUGGGGAGCCUUUACAGGAUUAG